CAAUCUUCGGAAAAUCGACCAUCAAAAAGAGUCAUCUUGAAAACAUGAGAGGAAGGUACUUUCAGGAUAUGUCUACUGUGAGGGCUGGUGGAGACAACAACGUCUCUGCCCCUGAAGAAAACGAAGUUGUUAUUUACCGAAGCUUCUUCAGGGCUGGGCUUCGGUUCCCUUUGAGCAAGUUUGUAGUUGAAGUGUUGAAAACCUACCAGAUCUUCCUCCAUCAGAUUACCCCCAAAGCUAUAAUAAGGAUGGAGAUUUUUGUCUGGGAAGUAAGGAGUCAAGGGCUAGAGCCAAGCGCAAAGUGCUUCUGCAGUAUGCACGAACUUCUAUAUGAGACAAAGGCCAUGGGUAAAGAACAGUACCACAACAACUUCAGUUGUUAUGGUUUUAUCGCUCGCCCUAACGCAAGCCACCCGGUGCCAACAUUUUGGAAGAGAUGGCCUGGAGCUUGGAUGGAAGAAUGGUUUUAUGUGAAGAAUGAUUUGAAAGCGAGGGAAGACAUUAAGGAAGUCAUCAUGCGCCCCAUUUGGUCUCGCUUCGGCCUCCGAAGGCUGAAGAUAGAAAUUGAUGAGACAAUUGAAGAGUGUCAGAGGGCCUUCAUCACUAUUUGCUCCUUUAUUGGAACAAGAGAUUUAAUUCAAGAACAUAUAGCCUUUAGGGUAUGGCCACUUGUAGAUAGCUGGGAAAUGCCGAAGGAGACCAUUACUGACUCUAGCGAAGGUGGUUUGAUCCGACUGAAGUAUACCUUCAGGUUCGGAGAUAAGUUUGAUGAACCAGAUGAUGACUGGCUGAAGUGUAUCGAGGCUACAAGUGACGAACUGCUUGGAGCAUAUUCCAAGGCAGAAGAUAACGCGCUGUCCGUAGCCUUCGAAGGUCGGGGAAAGAAAAGACUGAACAGAGUUUUUGACGCCAUCGGCUUCAUAUACCCUGACUACCGCUACCCGUUCCGGGGAAAGGGGGUAAAAAGAAAAAUUGCUGCUUCUGGAAAGGUUGCCGCUUCAUGAGAUAAAUCACAUCUAGCCAAACUAGUUAGUCCAUAUGGUUUGUGUUGGUCGUCAACCACCAAAAUCUAUUUAUAGGAAAGGGUUAACCCUAUUUCCCUUUCAGCGCCGCCUCCCCAUCGCCACACCUCCUCCUUCGCGCCGCCCCCUCCCGCCGCCGCUUGCUCCAUCCCGCCGCCACCUCCCCUUCGCGCCUGCUCCAACACUAAGGUGUCGGACUCGACCUUCGCCACCGUGAGUUUGACUCAUCCGCGAUCUCGGGUAUACCUUGUUUUAGUACAUUAUUCAUAGAUUAUGUAUUUUUGUUUGUUGUGGUUAUUUAUAUAAUUAUUAGUUAGUAAGUAGCUAUUACUUAUUUAUUACUUAGUAAGUAUUUAGGCAUAAGUAUUUAGUCAGUAGUAAGUACUUAGGCACUAUUGAGUUAGUAAUCUGUGUUUGCAAUAGAUGGACACCCUAGUGACACUAUACCAUGGAGAAAGCGUGGAGGAAGAUGUUUAUGGGAAUGUUAGUUUUUAUGGUAUGAAGAAGGUGACUGAUGUUCGAUGAAAGACCUUCUUUUGGCCAAAUUUUCGCUCGAGCUUGUGAGGAGAUUAGUUGCAAUUUAAACGACCCUAGCAUUAUCAAUUGAGGGUUUAUUGUCCCAUGUUACAUCUGAGACAAUUGUCCGACGGUUGAUCUCCAUUGCCUCUGAAGAUGACUGGUUGGAAUAUGUCAAAAUUGUGAAGACGAUUAUUCCACCAUGUUUGGAUGUGGUUGUUCAAAAGUUAUAGUUUAGUCAUUGUGAUGCUCCAGUCGGGUUUUCUCCACAAAUGCCAAAUGCAUCUCAUAGUGAAGCUCCUUUGCUUGAGCUUCCGGAUGAAGUGGUUGUUAUGCCAGAUGCUCAAUCGGCCCCGAACGAGGUAGAGAUUUCUCAUCCUGUUCGCUGCGUUUGUGGGGCUUCGAAUCCAGUGGUACCCCCCACGAGGUCCCAUUGACCUAGGAUCCAACCCCGGAUCAACCUAGAGUUCCACAACUAGAUAAUGGUGCUUAUCUUCAUGUGCCCCUAUCAGCCAAUAUGGACCACAUAUGCAGGGCCUCAAAUAGUGUUGAUGUUCAGAUUGAGGAUGGGGAGGAGCCAUAUGAGGCUGCAUGGGCCUUAGAUUCUGAUGAUGACCGCUCGGUUCAAGAAAUGACCGAGCAAGAAAUUGAACUCAUCAGACGUUUGUGUCCUGAGCGUGACCCUACAGUACAUGAAUUUAGCAGUCUAAGUCAUUCCAAUGGUGCAUACACAGAAGGACAUGAUGAUGAACUGCUAGAGGCUCCGGAUAACGCCGACAACAUUGAGAUUAAGGUAGGCUUACUUUUCAAGGACCUGCCUACACAGAAACGAUGGCUACAGGAAUAUUCCGUGAACCGCAAGAGGUCGUUCAAGGCAAGACACUUGUAUGCUCAGCGUCGUUACACAGUUGUGUGCGAGGUGUCUGAUUGUAAUUGGAGGGUAUGUGCCCGCAGGCAGAAGGAAACCGGAAAGUUUAAGAUCACAAAAAUUUUAGGUCCACACACUUGUGCCCAGACAGAGCUGAGCUUUAAGCAUCGUCAGUUGACAUCUACCCUAAUUGCGAAAAGGCUAUUGGGGACAUUGAAGGGUCAGCCAAACUUGAAGGUGAAGUCAAUUAUGACCAUGACUUGGGAGCUGUUUGGUUAUAGGAUCAAGUAUGGGAAAGCAUGGAGGGCAAAGCAACGAGCAUGGAAGAUGAUAUACAGGGAUUGGGAGGAGGGUUACGAAAAGUUGCCAGCAUUGUUUAAUGCAAUGAAAGCAAAAAAAUCUAGGUAUGCAUUACGAGUACAUCCCUAAAC
Molecule: messenger RNA, 2837 nt
Organism: Zea mays
Lineage: Eukaryota; Viridiplantae; Streptophyta; Magnoliopsida; Poales; Poaceae
Exons: 3
Coding region: 45-1004 (319 amino acids)
Source: RefSeq, a predicted model, not a curated record